AUGCAGAAAAGAGAGGAAAUGUGCCUGCGGGGCGAUGUGAAUGAUAACAUGGCUGAUAUCUCUGGGCCUGUGAAGUAUGACGAUUGUACUCCGACAAGAAAUGGGGAUGAGGCCAGGGAGAUGACCCCGGAGAGCCUUGCAGUUGCGAAUGAUUAUCGGCAGAAGCUUGGUAAUCCCGGCGCACUUGGGUUGCUCGCCUUUGGCACAACCACCCUCUUGGUUAAUGCAUCCACUGCGAAGCUAUUCGCGAUGAACACAACGACGGCAGGAGUUGUCAUAAUGUACGGCGGUCUCACGCAACUGAUUGCGGGCGUCAUGGAAUUUGUUCGUGGAAACACGUUUGGCUGUACAAUUUCCACUAGCUUUGGUGCCUUUUGGUUGGCGACGGCUAUGGUGUGGAUUUUACCGCAGAAGAACCCGGGCACGCCUUAUGCGUCUCUGCAAGGGGCGGAGGAUGGAUUGGUCGGUAUCAACGCCUUUUUGUGGGCACUUAUUCUUUUUAUCGGAUUUUUGUCUUCUCUUUGCGAGCCGCUUGCAGUCACUAUGGUUUUCUUUACAGGAUUCCUCUUCAUCGUGACUCAGAGCAUUGCUUUAUGGGCGAAUAGCAGCGUUAUGUUGCAGGUCGCCGGUUACGAGGGAAUGAUCUGCGGCGUCAUUGCCUUUUACUGUGGCAUUGCAAUGACGUUGAAUGAUGCCCACAAAAGAACACUGCUGCCCUUGUUCCCUCCAUGUAUUAGGAGGGUUAAGAGUUAA
Trypanosoma cruzi is the source of this 753-nucleotide messenger RNA. Its product is annotated as GPR1/FUN34/yaaH family, putative. Gene Ontology annotation, molecular function: acetate:proton symporter activity. Gene Ontology annotation, biological process: succinate transmembrane transport; acetate transmembrane transport. The record is from RefSeq and is a predicted model, not a curated record. Gene Ontology annotation, cellular component: plasma membrane. The coding region runs from base 1 to 753 and encodes 250 amino acids. The transcript has a single exon. NCBI's taxonomy places the organism in Eukaryota, Euglenozoa, Kinetoplastea, Trypanosomatida, Trypanosomatidae.